AUGCGUGCACUCUCUUCUAUUGCUGUAUUUCAUGUUGCCUUUAGAAUUGCUCUGCAGGAGAAUCUGGAACUGAUCCGGAUCCAGCGAGAGCUUCAGGAGAAGAAGAACAGUCUGAGCAUGCUGGAAACGCAGCGGAACCAGAAGUGCACCCGCCUCCAAGCCACCGAGGCUGCCAAUCGUGAGCUGGUUAGCACCGUCAACCGUCUACAACAGGAUCUCCAGGCCAAGGAUAUGGAACUUGCCUCUCUAAAGGCCGCCCUCGUGAGCAGCAACAGCUACAAGCUCAAAGUAACAACGGUAGGGCUAUUAUUUGAAAUUAUCUGGUUAAAGUUGCAAAAAUUCCCUUCAGCGAGUGCACGUAUACUUUCGAUAAUUUUUCGUCAGGACUGUACAUUUAUAUGGCAACGCGAUGCAAGUUUAAACUUGUUCGUCUUUUCGAACAAGUGA
Molecule: messenger RNA, 447 nt
Organism: Dibothriocephalus latus
Lineage: Eukaryota; Metazoa; Platyhelminthes; Cestoda; Diphyllobothriidea; Diphyllobothriidae
Source: the annotation of a GenBank genome assembly